Aegilops tauschii subsp. strangulata is the source of this 1908-nucleotide messenger RNA. RefSeq lists its product as uncharacterized. The record is from RefSeq and is a predicted model, not a curated record. Gene Ontology annotation, biological process: proteolysis. NCBI's taxonomy places the organism in Eukaryota, Viridiplantae, Streptophyta, Magnoliopsida, Poales, Poaceae. Gene Ontology annotation, molecular function: cysteine-type peptidase activity.
AUGGUUGAGAUUUUUGAUCCUAGCAAGGACAGAUUCAUUGUACAAGACUUGGUUGGCGAAGUGUCUCUCGGUGCCGUGGAUGUUGAGUGCAUCUUGGCCUUGGAGAACCACAGACUGUCGGCAGAAGGUAUUCUCGGUGAGGAAGGUGAGGAUGUUAAAGAUCGAGUGCCGCCUCAAUUCCUGAGCAAGACCACAGGUAACAUAGUCAUCGAUGAUCUGAUUGUGGACAUCACAAAAAAUAAAUCCGCCGACGACGAUUUCCUUCGGAGAGUUGUCCUCGUGUUGCUUGGAACAGUUCUUGCUCCCAUGUCGAGCAAGACUGUACCAAAGCAAUAUUACGCAUUGGUGGACGAUGUGAAGCGUAUAUCCAAGAUUAAUUGGAAUGCAUUCACCCUCCGGGUUCUGCUGGACUGCCUUCGCAACGUGAGGAAAGGCAAACACCUCCGCCAAUGGCCGAGAGGGAACUUAGCUCUCCUGCAGUACCUGUACUGGGAGAAGGUUCAGCCUCUGGAAGGUGAAUGCGCAUUCAAUCCUAGCUUGUCCAUGGAACCUCUAAUGAGGAAUUGGACUGAAGCUGCAGCCUCAAGGAGAGACAAGUUUGAUUAUGACCACGGCCGUGGCCGUGGUAACAUCAAGAUUGAAGACAACAUAACCAAGGAGUAUAGGGCGCGGGAGCGCAAAGUACCCGAACCAGAAAAGCCAAAAAUGAAGCCCGCCGUUGGUGCGGCAAAGAAGUCCAAGUUAGCCUCAAACGCGGACGAGAUGAUGAACCUCAUCAUGAAGUGGUGUAUGGAUUACAUACGCAGCCAAAUGAAGGAAAUACCGGAACAAGUAGCCGAGAGAUUGUUAGAGAAGUUGAACCAAAAUGGUGUGAUGUACAAGCCAGCGGCUGCUGCGGCUUCCGGCAACAACGAUGCCGACCUAGAAGUGGAUUCCUUUGAGAAUGAGCCGGUGAUUGAUUUGACACAGCCUGACGAGCCUGUUGUAAACCAGAACAACGAUGAUGAGGAAAAAACACCUGCCAAGUUAAAUGUUGACAAGACAACGAAGCCUACUGAUGAGUGCGGCGCAACACCGGAGAACCCUUGGAUUGUAGCUCUGUUUAGUGACAAUGACAUGGAAGGCUCUGUUAAGGACGAUUUGACACCGGAACUCACCGAUGCUUCUGUUGCGUUUGUGGAGGCAGCUGCUCGGUCUGAGAAGAAUAUGACAAAAAGAGUUUACUACAAUGAACGUGGCACCUCUGUGACUGUGGAGAGUAUACGACCGAUUAUCGAUGCUUAUCAGACACAUUUGGCUCUGCGCGUUGGUCAUGAUCGGCACCUCUGUCCAGCCUGGAGGUCCAAAUACCUUGUUGAUCGUGCUAAGGCACGAGACAACCCUAAACCGUCGAAAUACAACAUGGAUAGUGCGCUGAGCAGAGCUGGAGCAGUACGUAGGGUUCUGGACGAGUAUACCGUCCGUGAUAAGUCAUUUAUCCCGUUGAAUGUUGGCAAUACACACUGGAUCACCGUGGUGAUGCACAACCUCAAGAAAGAAUUUCGAGUUUUUGAUUCGCUCUAUCCUCUCGAGUUCUCUCUCGACACUGUGAAAGCACUGCGACUAGCAAUAGCAAUUGAUAUGGAAGAGGCAAACCGUAUUACACCUGGCAAAUAUCCAGACGUCACUAAGUGGCCUAUCAUACCUCAGAUCGACAUGCCACUACAAGAGGACGGGAACUCUUGUGGCCUUUUUGUGAUUGAAGUUAUGGAGCGUUGGGACGGGGAUCGAUGGAACGCCGAUUUUACCCAGGGCACGGUUAAUGCAAGGAGAACGCGUCUCGUCGCCGAGUUGGUUCUCUCACCUACCAACACGCUUGAAUGUGUGAAGAACAAAAUCCGCGACAUCGCAAAGAAAAGCAAGGCUUGA